Molecule: messenger RNA, 1981 nt
Organism: Oryza brachyantha (malo sina)
Lineage: Eukaryota; Viridiplantae; Streptophyta; Magnoliopsida; Poales; Poaceae
Product: ultraviolet-B receptor UVR8-like
Exons: 6
Coding region: 156-1769 (537 amino acids)
Source: RefSeq, a predicted model, not a curated record
CCGGACACCUCCCCACCGCCCCCCGCCCCCAUCCGGCUCCCCAAGGUUGCAGCUCCUGCAGCCUGCGAGGAUCGGAUGAACCCAUCGUCAUCGGACGAAUUCUAACUGAAUUCUUUGCUUCCACUGAGCUACAAGGGAGGGCACUGCAAAGAAGCAUGCAGUGCCCGAUGGACGCAGCUGCAAGUGGAACUUCACCUGUGAUGCAGUUCCACGGCAUUGUCGAUGAACCAACCUCCCAUUCGUCUCCGCUGCAUGCGGUGCUGGAACGCUCACAGCGCCAUUGCUAUGGUCAUGAAACCCCAGGUGAAUUUCCCCUUGCUGUGAGCCCCUCCAUUGUGCUCCAUGUGCUCUCGACCUGCGAGCUAGACCCGAAAGAUCUCGCUGCUCUGGAGGCUACAUGUACAUUCUUCAGUAAACCUGCAAAUUUUGCACCAAACUUGGCGCUAUCGCUUCCGGAAGUUGCAGCAUUUGAUAUGUGUCAUAAAAGACCCAUGAUUAAGACGAUGACACAAGAGGAAAAGGAGCAUCUGAAGCAGCGGUGCGGUGGAUCGUGGAAGCUUGUUUUUAGGUACAUUGUGGUUAGAGAGAGGAAUUACUCUCGGGUUGUCGCUGGACCAGGCCAUAGUAUUGUUCUCACCACAAGGGGAGAUGUAUACUCAUUCGGGGCGAAUUGCUGGGGCCAGCUUGGCCUUGGGGAUACUGAAGAUCGGUUCACACCAUGCCUUAUUAGGUCUUUACAAGGCAUCAAAAUUACACAAGCUGCAGUUGGAACAAGGCAGACAAUGCUUGUGAGUGACACAGGAAGUGUAUACGCAUUUGGGAAGGGUAGCUUUGUGGGGGCAGAGUUUUCUGAUGCAGCUGAUCACAUUACCACUCCUAAGAUAGUGGAGUCACUAAAGGGUGUGUUUGUAGUUCAGGCAGCCAUUGGUGGUUACUUCUCCGCGUUUCUAUCUAGAGAGGGUCAGGUUUAUACAUUCUCAUGGGGGCGAGCCGAGAGGCUUGGCCAUAGUUCAGAUCCUUCAGAUGUUGAGCCUCGUCUUCUCUCUGGACCGCUUGACGAUGUUCUUGUUACACAGAUUUCUGCUGGUAAUUGUUAUCUCCUUAUGUUGGCCUACCAGCCAACGGGAAUGUCAGUUUAUUCUGUAGGUUGUGGUUUAGGCGGCAAGCUUGGCCAUGGAUGCAAAAACAAUAAGGGCACCCCCAAGUUGAUUGAACAUUUCCAGACCUUGAGCUUUAAUCCGGUUUCAGUUGCAGCCGGCACUUGGCACGCCGCAGCUCUAGGUGAUGAUGGCCGUGUCUGCACCUGGGGCUGGGGCCACACUGGUUGUUUGGGACAUGGUGACGAGGAGUACAAGGCUCUCCCCACUGUGGUUCAAGGGUUGAGCAAUGUGAAGGCUGUGCAUGUCUCCACUGGUGAAUACACAACCUUCGUUGUCGCUGAUAAUGGCGAUGUAUACUCCUUUGGAUCUGCUGAAUCCUUGAAUUUAGGAUUCCAGGAGGAUGAAGAAGCAGCAGACGAUGCAGAUUUUUCUACUCCAACCUUAGUUGAAUCAUUGAAGUUGCUGAAUGAAAAGGCUGUAGAGAUUAGCCCAACAAAUUCUUCAUACUGGCUCAACUCAGAGAUGGGAUUCCCGCAUACAUUCGCGCUCAUGGAAUCCGGUAAACUUUACGCCUUUGGGGGAGGGAUCAAAGGCCAGCUUGGUGUCAAGCUCUCUGAGGGUCAAGACAGAGUCCAGAACCCCGAGCGCGUCCCGGUCGAUAUCUGCUAAUCUCAACCAGCAUUUCUGGUGACCAUUUGCAGUGACAUAUUCUGUGAUCUGUGAUUAGCAUGUCAACUGAAUUUCGUAGGAGGAAGGAACUCAGGAUGUUAGCAUCGGUGUAAAUACUAGGGGGCACUUACCUUUUGUUCUUCUCUGAAGUAACAGCGUGGCUGUCGGUAGCUCUUCUGCUCUCGCAUGUCGAAUCCCUGAGUCUUCUGGUU